CACACUUCUGAGGAGGUCACGGCUCCGGCAGCACCUCUCUCUCUCUCCGCCUGCUCUCAUCGGCUUUAGAGCCCCACACUUGGAGCUUAUUUGUUUGUUUUUUUAUUGUUUAUGUUCGUGGGUGAACCGUAUAAAAAUGCUUUGACCGAGAAAUGGAGCGGAGUGUUGCGGGGAAACGAGGCGACGACGCGGCGGAGAAAGUAGAGGCGACUCGGGGAGCUACAGGGCCAGGAGCAUGACUGAGCAGCAGGAGCAGAGCGAAGAAACAGGCCUGAUCGCAACACAGGACCUGGACCACUCCAAGGACGACGACACACACGGACACUUCAGGUUUCAGCUGAUUGAAGACCUGUCCUAUGAAGAUGUGAAGAAAUGUUACCGGGGCUCGACUGUCAGCAAGUACAACUCGCAGUACCACAAACUGUUCCAGUGUGUGCCCAAGGAUGAGAUCCUCAUGAAAGUGUACUCCUGUGCUCUUCUCAGAGAUAUUCUUCUACAAGGCCGGCUCUACAUUUCCAGAAACUGGCUGUGUUUCUAUGCCAACCUAUUCGGCAAGGACAUCAAGGUGGCUAUCCCUGUCGUUUCUGUGAGGCUGGUGAAGAAGCACAAAACGGCGGGCCUUGUGCCCAAUGGCUUGGCUAUCACCACAGACACCGGCCAGAAGUAUGUAUUUGUAUCUCUGCUAUCAAGAGACAGUGUAUAUGACGUCCUCCGCAGGAUCUGCACACACCUUCAGGUCAAUGGGAAGAGUCUGAGCUUGAAGCAGUUCAUGGAGGAGCCGACCUUAUCGCUGGACGAGUACCCAGUUCCAGACGAGUUCCCAGUGGUUGAUGAAUUCCCAUCAGUGUUAAAGUGGAGAAGGAAACCCUCUGUGGUGUCUGUGUCGUCCUCCCUUCCUGACCUCCUGGGGAACUCCACCAGCAGCCUGAGCCCCCCGGACACACCCUUCAAAUCAGAACAGCCGCUGGAAGAGCGAGCUCUGCAAACAGACAGAGGUCUUUUAUCAGAGCCACUGGCAGAGCUGGGCCAGAUGGAGUACCAGCUGCUCAAGUUCUUCACCCUGCUUAUUAUCCUCCUCAUCCUGUCAUCCUGCUACCUGGCCUUUCGUGUGUGCAGUCUGGAGCAGCAGUUGUCUUUCCUCAGUAACCCAAAUCUGCCUCUGAGAGAGAGGUAACCACUGCUCUCCGCUGUGAAACAUCGGAUUGACGACUGUUUUCUCUUCUCAUGCUUUGAGCUGAUGAUGCCCAUCCUGCACAGAUCCAGGACCAGCAUUAGAGCCCCGAAAAGAUCAACCAACAUGAGAGGAACAACAUCAGCCCGAGCCCAGGCAUCUGACAGACCUUCCCCUCUGCAAAAUGACUUCCUGUCUAGUGAUCACUUCCAGACUAUGCAAACAGACUAUUUAUUUCUGAAUUUAAAGUAGCUUCUACUGUAGAUUAUGAUUGUCUACCAUUGCCUUUCCCUCUCACAGACAUUUCAUCUUUUAUCACACAACUCUGCAGCGUAAAUCUAUCUAAAAGAUAUUAGAAUAGUGAGCAGAUUGCAGUUGAAGCUGCACUGAUGACGUUUAGGGGUGGUGGUUGAGACUAGAGGCGAGGAUGGAAAGGUAAGAGAUAAUCCAACACAUUAAUUACUUGAAAAGACGCAUAGAAAAAAUAUAUUUCAGGUGAGUUUUGGUUUUAAUAUCAAACAUUUCUGACUGACAAGUUGACUAAACCAAAUGUUUGUUUGUCUUUCUGGUGAGAACUUUCCAUAGCCAUCAGUAGACGGCUAAAACAAACUACAACAAAAUGCACUUUUUUAAAAUAUAUGUCCACAUUAUUUCAAAUGUAUGUAACUGUUUUAAGAGUUUAGAACUAUUAUUCUUGAUAAUAGGUACUCAGUUGUCAUUUUUGAGGGUUUUUAUGGAAGGAAGUAGUGUUAUGACCGCAGACACUUGACUGAUUGAAGUCAUUUAACUGUAAUAUACUGAAGCGAUAACACCACUUGUGGGAGUUUAUCAAUAAUGUGAAUGAGAUGGUUCGGUGACAUCAUUUCAGUUUUAGUUGUAAUAAUCUGCUGUAUGAAAGGAGUUCACAGGAUGUUUUUAUUUUAUUUUAUACAUUUUAAUUGAAGUCACCAAAGACUUAAAAAAGACACAGUGAGGUUCAUGUGAUUAUAUCUUUGUCUCAAGAUAUAUGCAAUGAUUUUGCGGACAUGGGUGGAAUGUAGUCCUAGACUAGUCCUUGUGAAUUAAAUUGGCAAGAAAAUGUAGAUGAACAAAAAGUGUUUGAGACUUUUAUUUUAUCAUAUUGGCGCUUCACACGGGACCACCAUGAAAAGCUGAGACUCCGACAGCACAGUAAAAAUUAGGUAACCUCUUCAACUCACCCUGAAUUAUUGAAGCUGGAACGCAAUGUUGGCAGAAGCACUUAAAGCUUAAUACAUCACAUAUGGAGCGUUGGCUGUUCACCAGUUGCAUUUAAUAACUCUUUACAAUGUUUUCAUGGAUUAAAUGUGUAUAUUUUAUAAAAUAUCAGCCGUUCAGAAGCUUCAAAAACUAAGCUUGACUUAAAUCAAGGAAUGCAUGAAAACAGAUAAACAGUUGACAUUAUCUGACUGUUCGGGUUUUCAAAAGGCUCCAUAAACUCAAGAAGCUGGAGAGUUUUCUAAAUCCACCGAGAAACCAUGUGACCCUUAAACUGAAAUGAAGC
This is a messenger RNA of Anoplopoma fimbria (sablefish), 2693 nucleotides long. It is a transcript of the gene gramd2aa, whose product is annotated as GRAM domain containing 2Aa. The transcript has 12 exons. The record is from RefSeq and is a predicted model, not a curated record. Lineage: Eukaryota; Metazoa; Chordata; Actinopteri; Perciformes; Anoplopomatidae. Gene Ontology annotation, biological process: regulation of store-operated calcium entry. The coding region runs from base 236 to 1174 and encodes 312 amino acids. Gene Ontology annotation, molecular function: phosphatidylinositol-4,5-bisphosphate binding. Gene Ontology annotation, cellular component: endoplasmic reticulum membrane; organelle membrane contact site; extrinsic component of cytoplasmic side of plasma membrane.